Molecule: messenger RNA, 1521 nt
Organism: Odocoileus virginianus texanus
Lineage: Eukaryota; Metazoa; Chordata; Mammalia; Artiodactyla; Cervidae
Source: RefSeq, a predicted model, not a curated record
UUUUGAAACCAAGUGUAAUCUCCCAGCUGGAGCGGAAGGAAGAGGCAUGGGUCCUACCACUGCAAAAUUUUGAGGCAAGGAAGAUCCUGAGGGAAAGUCACACAGAAUUUAAGCAUCAGGUGGUACAACUUGAUCAGGACAUUUCCGAAACUACAGAACCAUGUGGAACAUCCUCAGAAGGGGCCAAUAAAGAUAUUUCUCCUCCUCUUAGCUGGGGAGGAAACUGGGAGAGGGGUCUUGAGUUAGAAGGGCAGCAUGGUACCCUCUUGGGAGAGGGUCAGCAGGGGCCCUUUUCACAGGAGAAGGAAUUAAACAAGCUCCUGGAAGGAUAUAUAGGAAAGAAGCUGGUGUGUGCAGAAUGUGGGAAAAGCUUUAACCAGAGCUCCUAUCUCAUAAGGCACCGAAGAACCCAUACUGGCGAGAGGCCCUAUAAGUGCAUGGAGUGUGGGAAAGGCUUCAAACAGAGUUCAGACCUUGUCACCCACCGCAGAACACACACAGGAGAGAAACCCUACCAGUGCCACAGGUGUGAGAAAAAAUUCAGCGACAGCUCGACCCUCAUCAAACAUCAGAGAACCCACACGGGCGAGAGACCGCACCAGUGCCCCGAGUGUGGGAAGACUUUUGCACGGAAACCACACCUCACGGUGCACCAGAGAACCCACACGGGGGAGAAGCCCUAUGUGUGCCUUCAGUGUCACAAGAGCUUCAGUCGCAGCUCCAAUUUCAUCACCCACCAGAGGACGCACACCGGAGUGAAGCCCUACGGGUGUCGCGACUGCGGGGAGAGUUUCGGCCAGAGCUCCGAUCUGAUUAAGCACCAGCGCACCCACACGGGAGAGCGGCCCUUCAAGUGCCCCGAGUGCGGGAAGGGCUUCCGAGAUAGCUCUCAUUUUGUGGCCCACAUGAGCACUCACUCGGGAGAAAGGCCCUUCAGCUGUCCUUACUGCCACAAGAGUUUCAGUCAGAGCUCACACCUGGUCACGCACCAGAGGACACACACGGGCGAAAGGCCUUUUAAGUGCAACGGCUGUGGGAAGGGUUUUGCUGACAGCUCUGCUCUGGUCAAGCACCAGCGGAUCCACACCGGAGAAAGACCCUAUAAAUGUGGCGAGUGCGGCAAGAGCUUCAACCAGAGCUCCCACUUCAUCACCCACCAGCGGAUCCACUUGGGAGACAGACCCUAUUGCUGCCCCGAGUGCGGCAAAACCUUCAAUCAGCGUUCCCAUUUCUUCACACACCAGAGAACGCACACAGGAGAGAAACCCUUUCACUGCAGUGAAUGCGACAAGAGCUUCCGGCAGAAAGCACACCUUUUGUGCCAUCAGAACACUCACCUGAUGUAGGAAAUAGUCUUUCGUGCUUCUCCUCCCUUCCAAAAUUCCAUCACUGUUGUCUUUGUUUCUGUUUUUUCUUGGCUGUGCUGCAAGGCACAUGGAACCUUAAUUCCCUGUGUGCAUGCUCAGUCGCUCAGUCAUGUCCAACUCUUUGCAACUCCAUGGACUGUAGCCCGCCAGCUCC